UCUGUGUUUUCAGCUGGCGCUCACGUUGACUUAGAUACUUAUUAUUUACUGACAGAAAACUUUACAAACUGAGCGCGAUGUGUGUGUUUGGAUGAGAGAGGAGUCCUCAGACAGGAUGUGGAGGAACCAGAUACGUGGGACGACAAUCUCUCAGUGACGAUAUAACCCCGUCCCGAUGAGUUCGCUGUUAAUCCGCCUUUCUCGAGGUUUGAGAGAAACCAACAGAUUUCUCCACACACGCCAGAGAAGGCCCGACGGCUCGAUGCGGGGUGGACACAUGAAAACCCCUCAGAAGAGGGGGCAUGUCAGCGCCGCAGGGGGUCUGCCCGCUGAAGCCCCCGUCAAGAGAGUCUCCAUCGAGGGCAACAUCGCUGUGGGGAAGUCUACCUUUGCCAGGCUGCUGCAGUCGACGUGUUCCGACUGGGAAGUGAUGGCAGAGCCUGUCAGCAAGUGGCAGAGCAUCCAGAGUGUGGCAGCAAAGAGACCAGACGAACCCCCUCAGACGACUGUCAGCAACCUGCUGCAGAUGAUGUACCAGGACCCUCAGCGCUGGUCCUACACCUUCCAGACGUACUCCUGCAUGAGCCGGCUCAGGACGCAGCUGCAGCCGCCCCCGGCUCGCCUGCUCCGCUCUCAGGGGACACCGGUGCAGGUGUACGAGCGCUCCGUCUACAGCGACAGGUACAUCUUUGCUCUCAAUAUGUUCGAGCUGGGCUGCAUCAACAGCACGGAGUGGGCCGUCUAUCAGGACUGGCACUCCUUCCUGGUGGAGCAGUUUGGUCAGCAGGUGGAGCUGGAGGGAAUCAUUUACCUCCGAGCGCCACCACAGACAUGUCUGGAGCGCCUGGAGCGUCGGGGGCGGGCCGAAGAGGAGGGGGUCAAACUGGACUAUUUGGAAAAGCUUCACCUUCAGCAUGAGAGGUGGCUGGUGCAGAAAGACACAGAGAUCCACUUCGAGAAGCUGAAGCAGAUUCCUGUCCUACAGCUCGACGCCAGCAUGGAGUUCCAGAGGAGCCCAGAGGUGCAGGAGCAGUUUAUCGCCAAAGUGAAAAACUUCUUCUCUGAAUUAUGAGAGGAUGUUUGGCAGAAGCCGUUAACAUGUGGGAACAGCUGGACCUCAUUCAGUGAAAUUACUUUUAACUGAAGCCCUGAACGGACAGAUGCAGUGAUGUGGAAGAGAAACCUCAGCCUCUACCGGACAACCAAGUUACACAAAAUGCACAUUUGUUUUGUUUUUUGUUUUGUUUUUUAAAUGUGGAUAUGUUCUCAUUUUGUUUGUUUACUGUUGUUGUUUUUUUUGUGUACCAGUUAAACUGACAUUCAAAUAUAACUAAAACACAAAUAGUUACAUUUUUUCUGUAAAAUAUAAACUUAUUCUGUACUUGAAUAUGUAUGUACUGUUUUAUGUCCAAAUAAUGUUACAAAUGUUGAUAAAAAUGUUUGUUUUACAACUUUUUGACGUCAUUACAUGAUUCCGCUCUGUUUGACUAAAACAUUUUACAGAUUCUACAACUUAGA
Salarias fasciatus (jewelled blenny) is the source of this 1518-nucleotide messenger RNA. RefSeq names its product deoxyguanosine kinase (gene dguok). Gene Ontology annotation, molecular function: deoxyguanosine kinase activity. Bases 176 to 1072 code for a protein of 298 amino acids. The transcript has 7 exons. Lineage: Eukaryota; Metazoa; Chordata; Actinopteri; Blenniiformes; Blenniidae. The record is from RefSeq and is a predicted model, not a curated record. Gene Ontology annotation, cellular component: cytoplasm; mitochondrion.